AUGGAGAAUUCCAAUCCAGUUGCUACUCUUAUGGCAUCCACCACCAAACUCAUCAAAACAAGGUUUGCUGCCUUGUCUGAUGCCUCUCACUACAGGUCCAUUGUAGGGGCCCUGCAGUAUGCAACAAUUACACGCCCAGAAAUCUGCAAUGCUGUUAACAAAGUAUGUCAGUUCAUGGCACACCCCUUGGAGUCCCAUUGGCUAGCUAUCAAGCGUAUUCUACGCUACCUAAAAGGCACUAUCACCUCGGGUUUAUUGUUCACUCCUGCCUCCACUGUUCUGUUCUCUCUGCAGGCCUACUGUGAUGCUGACUGGGCUGCUGACCCAGAUGAUAGAAGAUCCACCUCUAGGUCAGUUGUGUACUUAGGCUCUAAUUUGAUCUCUUGGUGGUCUAAAAAGCAAACUGUUGUUGCUCGUUCUAGUGCUGAGGCAGAAUAUCGCAGCUUGGCGCACACUGAUCGCUCGACUGUGUGA
This is a messenger RNA of Lathyrus oleraceus (garden pea), 474 nucleotides long. RefSeq lists its product as uncharacterized. Bases 1 to 474 code for a protein of 157 amino acids. The record is from RefSeq and is a predicted model, not a curated record. NCBI's taxonomy places the organism in Eukaryota, Viridiplantae, Streptophyta, Magnoliopsida, Fabales, Fabaceae. The transcript has a single exon.